AGGGUUGGGCUCAGAACACUCAUUUGCAAUGCAUAUUGAAGGCUGGACGCUUUACAAACUGAUUUUGGCAGAGUUCCUCAGAAGUCCUUCAGGUUAACCCGGCACCAUGACUUCAGGAUUAAAGCGUUAGACCACAACAUUGUGUCCAAAAUGAGUAAAAAUCGCUACUCGCUGAAGGAACCCGACGUCAAAGAGUAUCUUGUGAAGGGAGACAGAUUUACAAAAUGGAAAGAGGACUCCAAAAAAACCAUCCCGGUCACCAUGAAGAUGGAUCCGAAAGGAUUUUAUCUCGUCUGGACCAAUCAGAGUAAAGAAACUGAACUUCUGGAUGUUGCGACCAUCAGGGACACAAGAGCAGGAAAAUACGCCAAACUCCCCAAACACCAAAAAGUUCGUAAUGUCUUCAACAUGGAUUUUCCCGACAGCCAUCAUCUGGCCAAAACGCUGACCAUCGUCACGGGCUCUGACACCGUCAAUCUGACAUAUCUCAACUUCUUUGCCGCAAAAGAAGUUGCCCAGCAAUGGGCUGAUGACAUUCUGGCGAUUGCGUACAACACCAUGAGAGCAAACGCCUGCAGACAGUUCUUCCUGGAGAAACUGUAUGUUCGACUCACGCUGCAGACCAAUAAGGAUGGAAAAAUCCCUGUUAAAAUUAUCUAUAAGAUGUUUCCUGCUGAUAAGAAGAGAGUUGAACAGGCGCUGACAGCGGCCAAUCUACCGAAAGGAAAGUUUGACACCAUCAAGUUAGAUGUGUUCACCGAGGCCGCGUUCAAAACCUUCCUGAUGCAUCUCUGUCCCAGACCAGAAAUCAAUGAAAUCUUCACGUCCUUCACCAAAGGAAAAGGUUUCAUGACCAAGGAGAUGCUGGCCAAGUUUCUGAACGAGAAGCAGCGAGACCCUCGUCUCAAUCAGGAGCUGUUUCCACCCGCCAGACCCGAUCAGAUGAAGACCCUCAUCGAGAAAUAUGAGCCCAGCUCCUCCAACGCCAGUCGAGGUCAGAUAUCUCCCGAGGGUUUAAUGUUUUAUUUGAUGGGCUCUGAAACGUCGGUGGUGCAUUUGGACAAACUAGCACAGAGUCACGACAUGACACAACCCAUCGGACAUUACUUUGUCAAGUCAUCUCACAACACAUAUCUCACAGCGGGUCAGCUGACGGGAGUCUCGUCUCCUGAGAUGUACCGUCAGUGUCUGCUCGCCGGGUGUCGCUGUCUCGAGCUGGAUUGCUGGAAAGGCAAACCUCCAGAUGAAGAGCCAAUCAUCACCCACGGCUUCACCAUGACAACUGAGAUCUUGUUUAAGGAUGUUAUUGAAGCUAUCAAUGAGAGCGCCUUCAAAACUUCUCCGUAUCCAGUCGUGCUUUCCUUUGAGAACCACGUCGACACAGUAAAGCAACAGGAGAAGAUGGCUCAUCACUGCAGGGCUAUAUUUGGAGAUAAACUGCUCAUUGAUCCGCUGGACAAAUAUCCCCUGAAGCCAGGCCAUCCCAUCCCGAGUCCGUCUGAGCUGAUGUGUAAAAUUCUCAUCAAGAACAAGAAGAGCAGCACUGCUCCGCAUAAACAAGAGACUGCGAAGAAGACAGAGAGUGUUGAGAAUCCUGCAGCGGACCCCCACCAUGCCCCCGCUGACGGACACGACGCACAUCAUCACGACGGUCAUGAUGAUCACGAAGAACACGACGAUCACGAUGAACAAGAUGAAGAGAAGAUGAAGAACUCUGACGAGGGUACCGCUGGACAAGAAGUCACAGCCUUUGAGGAGAUGUCAGCGAUUGUCAACUACGUUCAGCCCAACAAAUUCAUCUCAUUUGAGAACGCAAUCAAAAAGAACAGGAGUUAUGUCAUCUCCUCAUUUGUGGAAACCAAAGGCGAGAGUCUGAUCGCUAAGAACGCUGUCGACUGGGUGGAAUAUAAUAAGAGGCAGAUGAGUCGGAUCUAUCCUAAAGGAACACGUGUGGAUUCAUCAAACUACAGUCCUCAGCCCUUCUGGACCGCAGGCUGUCAGUUUGUGGCACUCAACUAUCAGACUAUGGAUUUCCCCAUGCAGUUGAACAUGGCUCUGUUCGAGUUCAACGGCAGGACGGGGUACCUGCUCAAACACGAGAUGCUUCGCAAAAGCGACAAGAAGUUUGAUCCUUUCACUGAAAGAUUCGACACCAUCAUCGCCUGCACGCUCACCAUCAAGAUCUACUCGGGUCAGUUCCUGUCAGAUAAGAACGUGAAAACCGGAGUGGAGGUGGAAAUCAUCGGUUUGCCGAAGGACCCCAAGAAAAAGUUUCGUACCAAAUGGACGGCGACACCCAACGCCAUCAACCCGGAGUGGAACGAAGAGCCUUUCGUCUUUGAGAAGAUUCUGCUGCAGGAGAUGGCUUACCUCAGGAUCGUGGUUCAUGAGGAGAGUGGAAAGUUCAUAGGUCACAGAAUUAUUCCACUGGACGCUCUUCAGACAGGUUUCCAGCACAUUUGUUUGCGCUGUGAGAGUAAUAUGCCUCUGACUCUGCCGUCUCUGUUCGUCCACAUUGAUGUGAAGGAUUAUAUUCCCGCUGCGUUCGCUGAUUUCACAGACGCACUUUUCAAUCCUGUCAAGACUACAAAGCCUCCGAAGCAAGAGAGCGCCACAUACGUGUCUGAAUAUGAGUUACCUCUGGCUGAUGGAGCUGCAUCUGCUGCGACUGCUGCGACUCCUGCAGAACCAAAAGCCUCUGAGAGUCCGGCAGAGGGCGACGCUGAACCUCCAAAACCUGACGAAAAACCAGAGCCAGCUCCUGAACCUGAACCAGAACCAGCUCCUGAACCAGAACCAGCCCCGGAGCCAAAGCCAGAACCAGCUCCUGAACCAGAACCAGAACCAGCCCCUGAACCAGAACCAGAACCAACUCCUGAAGCAAAACCAGAAGAAAAUCAAGAACCAGCCCCUGAAACGAAACCCGAGGAAAAUCCAGAAGCAGCACCCGAAGCAAAACCCGAGGAAAAUCCAGAAGCAGCACCCGAGGAAAAUCCAGAAGCAGAACCAGAACAAAAACCAGAGGAAAAUCCAGAAGCAGCGCCUGAAAUGAAGCCAGAAGCCGAACCCAAAGCAGAGGAGCCUCCUGCUGACCCAUCAGACCCGCCCACCGUGACCUGUGAGGAACUGCAGCAGCACAAGAACUUCCUGAAGGUCACCAAGAAACAAGAGAAAGACCUGAAGGACAUGGAGAAGAAGUUUCAGAAGAAACGUGAUGAAGUGACGCAGAAAUACAGCAAACAGUUGGAGGCGUUGAAGAAGAAGAGCUCGGCUAAGAAGUCAGAAGGUUCCGAGCCGAGCGAACAGAUCACAGACAUCAAGCAGAAGCUUCAGACCGAUCUCAGAGCUGUGCUGGUGGAACACUACGAUCAGACCAAGAAUAAGAAAGAGCAGCAGAACACUGAGCGUUUGACCAAACUCCUGGAGAUAGCCACAGAGAAACACAGCAGCGAGAUGAAGGCACUCAACAGUGACAUGAAGGAAGGACAAGACAAGGACAAAAUGAAUGAAGAAAAGCAAAGCACUGAUCAGCUUGACAGUGAUAAAGCUCAGUCAGAUGAAGGUUCACCUCAGGAACAGAGUCUGAAGAGAAGACAGGCCGCCACUCUCGGCAAAAUCAGAGAUCUCAUCAGUCAGCUCAAUAAAGACGCCGUCUCCGAGCACUCUAAGAACAUGUGGUCACUGCCCAAUGAACUGACGGAGGCCGUGAACUCCUGCGUCAAACCUCAUUACCCCGAUCACAUGGAGAAAGCCGUAGAGAACCGCACAGAACCGGCCAACGGACAAUGUCAAGUUUUCGUAGGAUGAACUCUGUGUGUCUACCGUAACAUGAAAUUUAGAUAAAUAUUUAUGAGAUUUAAAAAGACACUUGUUUAUAAUUCAGUAUAUAGGCUACUGUGUUUUAUUUCAUUUAGAUUUCCAAACACACACAAAAAACAUGUUUAAAUUCUGAACCCUUUUAGAAACAUUUAAUUAAGGAAUAUGAAAACUGUCAAGAUGUCUCAAUCAUAGUUCA
Messenger RNA from Triplophysa rosa, 4015 nucleotides. RefSeq names its product phospholipase C, beta 2 (gene plcb2). Bases 151 to 3807 code for a protein of 1218 amino acids. Gene Ontology annotation, molecular function: calcium ion binding; phosphatidylinositol-4,5-bisphosphate phospholipase C activity. Lineage: Eukaryota; Metazoa; Chordata; Actinopteri; Cypriniformes; Nemacheilidae. Gene Ontology annotation, biological process: lipid catabolic process; phosphatidylinositol-mediated signaling. The record is from RefSeq and is a predicted model, not a curated record. The transcript has 32 exons.